This is a messenger RNA of Trematomus bernacchii (emerald rockcod), 4520 nucleotides long. RefSeq names its product WT1 interacting protein (gene wtip). The record is from RefSeq and is a predicted model, not a curated record. The transcript is spliced from 9 exons. Gene Ontology annotation, biological process: positive regulation of miRNA-mediated gene silencing; cytoskeleton organization; regulation of DNA-templated transcription. NCBI's taxonomy places the organism in Eukaryota, Metazoa, Chordata, Actinopteri, Perciformes, Nototheniidae. The coding region runs from base 570 to 2699 and encodes 709 amino acids. Gene Ontology annotation, molecular function: transcription corepressor activity. Gene Ontology annotation, cellular component: adherens junction; nucleus; transcription regulator complex.
UGAGUUGGUCGCAAUCAUUGUUUCUCUGCAGCAUUAACCACAUUCCAGAGAGGCGCAGCGCAUCCUGUCUUCAUCCUCGCAUUCCUUUUACGCAAACGAGUCCCCUGUGUAAAACGCUGUUUUAUUGAGAUUUCCGCACGCUUACUGGGCUCAGACUUACAUACAACGGAUAUUUAAGGCGUAUCCGAUUAUCCUGGCUACUUUGAUUUGAGGCAAAGGGAUCGUAAGCGAAACUAGAGGAAAAACCAACAAGGGGAAAUUCCUCCGCGCAGCGCGCCAUUGACUGUAAAGACCUUUCAACUUAACAAAAACUGAAGUUGACAAACGUAUCCCUGUCGGCUGAAAACUGUGAGAAAGAGUUUGUUUCUUCGGCGAAGGGGUCAAAGCACAGGAAGACGAUGCGGCACACGGUGGAGGUUUUUAGACUGCGUUGGAGGUUUAUUUCUUUGUAAAUGAGCGACGGCUGUACCGCGGCGUUUUGUUUUGAUUUCCAUGUGAAAUGCAAUUAGUGCUCCGCGGUGCUCGCUAGUCUGCGGAGCGGAGCACACUCUCAACUUGUUUCGCACAACAUGGAGCACUACCAGGAGGAUCUGGGACUCCGGGCCAGCAAACUGAUGGAGGAUCUUUCCCUGUACGAUGCGUAUAAAGACGGGAUGUAUGCGAGGAGAGACUUGGUGAUUAACCCUGAUUUAGACUUUUCUGCUCCGGCGGUAGCAGAGCAUAAAAGUAAGCCAAUGAAUGGCACCUCUGUGUUGCACCAGCAGCAUCACACCGUGGAGAAUUUCACGACUGGGAAUAAAGUGUACACGGCGGCUCCGGUGCGCCCGGUCAACUGCAGCCGGACCGUGCCGGUGGAUUUCUGUGCCCCGCAGAGAGACGCGGGUUACGCAGACGAGGGCUGCUGCACCAAAUCCGAAGUGGCUCUGCCGUGCUACACCGGGGCUUCAGAGAGGCACCGCAGGUACUCUCUGGAGGUGCAGGGCCACAGGUACAGCACCGGGUCCACCUUCGACGGCGUGCCUCUCAACAAACCGGCUGCAGUGCCCGGCAACAGGUGCAACAGCGUCUGCAUCACCGGCAGCCACGACGGGAGAUACAACCCCACGAGCCCCCGGUCCAGCCUAGCAUCGUCCCUGUCCUCCCAGGAGCAGAGCAAGCAUGCGAGCCCGAGGUCGAGCCUCAGCAGCCCGCGCACUAGUCUGGUGGUGCCGGGCCAGGACAGGUACACCAGCCCCAGGUCGAGUUUAGUGCACUGUGAGGGUGUGCAAAGCCCCAGAUCCAGCUAUGCAAGCACCGCCAGCGACACCAGCAAACACUCCAGCCCGCGGGCCAGCCUCAACAGCUGCGACUGCUGCAGCAAACCAAGCAGUAACAGAACCAGUGGCAUCAGCAUGGGCUACGACCAGAGGCACGCGAGCCCCCGGUCCAGCACGGCCAGCCAGUACUCCUUCACCACCAGCCCCCGGUCCAGCUACUCGGACUCACGGUACGGGCCCUCGGGCAACCAUGACCUGGAGGGGGCGAUUCUACACGGAGCCCCUCUGGCCAGCCCUCGGUCGAGCAUCUGCAGCCAGGAUGGGAGUGCCAGACCCGGGACUUCUGCAAACUGCGUGGUGAGCCCCCGGUCCAGCAUCUCCAGCCACAGCUCCAGGAGCUCCCGCAGCUCCAGGGGGUCUAUGAGCACCUACCCAGACCUGCAGCUGCCCUCCCCCCGGUCCUCCAUGCUGGGCAGCGGUCUGCACGAGGACACGCUGCUGCAGGAGUAUGGAGACUCCAACGGGAUCCAGAACCGGAUCCACCUGCAGGGGCUCUCUGCGGUGCCGGAGCCCCAGCAGCAGGCACCCCAGCAGGCAGGGACAGUGGAGAUGAUCGCGGGGUCUCCAUCAUCGUUUUGUUACGGAGUGGCAACAAAGACAGCUUCCAGCCAGAGGUUUAAGAUGCCCUACCAGGUGACCCCCAGCAGAGAGAGCGGACCCAGCCAGGCGGAGCGGAGGCUGGAGGCCCUCACCCUGGAGCUGGAGAAGGAGUUAGAGAUGCACAUGAAAAAGGAAUAUUUUGGCAUCUGUGUGAAAUGUGGGAAAGGAGUGUAUGGAGCCAGUCAGGCCUGCCAGGCGAUGGGGAACCUGUAUCACACAAACUGCUUCACCUGCUGCUCCUGUGGUCGGAGGCUUCGAGGGAAAGCUUUCUACAACGUCAACGGGAAGGUGUACUGUGAGGAAGAUUUCCUGUACUCUGGUUUCCAGCAGACGGCGGAUAAGUGUUUUGUGUGCGGUCACCUCAUCAUGGAGAUGAUCCUGCAGGCGCUGGGAAAGUCGUACCAUCCGGGUUGUUUCCGCUGUGUGGUUUGUAAAGAGGGUUUAGACGGAGUGCCUUUCACCGUGGACGUUGAGAACAACAUCUACUGUGUCAAAGACUACCACACGGUAUUUGCUCCCAAGUGUGCCUCCUGCAACCAGCCCAUCCUCCCAGCACAGGGCUCCGAGGAAACCAUUCGAGUCGUUUCUAUGGACAAGGACUACCAUGUGGAUUGUUACCACUGUGAGGACUGCGGUCUGCAGCUGAACGACGAGGAGGGGCACCGCUGCUACCCUCUUGAAACCCACCUGCUGUGCCACGGCUGCCACAUCCACCGGCUGCAGGCCCCUCCCCUGGCCCACCAGCCCCCCCCCAGCUACCCGCUGCACGUCACCGAGCUGUGAGGGGGGGAGGAAGGAGGAGGACUGAGACCCCAGGUGAUCCCAAACUGAGACCCCGUUCUGCCUCCCAGGUGAUCCGACACUACAGGAAACGGCAGAUCCAGGGACGCCUCAGUGUGUCCGCCUGAGCUUCUGUCCUCCUGUCACAUGACGGGCUGGGAAAAAAGGGUCUCCCCCCCCUCUAUGUUCCUCCCCCUUCCCCUUCCCCUUUGGGUGCCUAACCUUAAAACUCGCCGGCUCACCCAGAGACCCCCGGUGACCCCCCCCCGAAACAUUCAUCAAAAGGGAUUGGACGCAAAACGUGUCUCUCCCUUCCAAUGUUUUUUAUUCCGGGAGGCCACAUUCUCGUUCUGGAGGACAGGAAGGACCCCAGGGUGGGUUUGGGAUAGCUGUGCCUUCAGUGCAGGUCCCCCCCCCCCUCUCCCCCCAACACUGACAUGGAGUCCUGCUACUGGUUUAUGCAAAGGACAAAAAGCAGCGUCACGACACAGGGCCGCGAGAAAAAGUCUGAACGCCCCGAAACACCAGACGUAGCCCCAGAGGAACGACUGACAUUCCACGUAGACCUCGAGAGAUUCACAAGCAGUGUCUUAAUUAAUGAUUAUAUUAUGACGGCAAGAGAAACGUUUUAGAUGCACAUAGAAUGUCUUUUAUAUAUGAAUAUAUAUUUUGCAGAUGUUUUCCACAUAAGACCAUAGAUGUAGAUUCUCAUCUUUCUUUCUGUUGCUGAUUCAGAUCCAGAAGUCUGAGGAUUUGUGGGUCUCUUGUUUCAUUCCUCCUGCAGGAAACAACACCUCCUCAUGUCUGUCAGUGGGUUUACAGACUCAUUGGUUUUAGGAGCAGACGUGGCACAACAAUUAUUUGCCUUUUUAAUAAUUUGUAUUCCACUUUGAGUACCAAAUAUUUUGUUUCGGACUGCAUAUCCCCUCUCUUUAAUGACUGUAAACCGCUUUAACAAACUUCAAUUGAGACAUGUGUGCAUAUCCUAAGUGCCAGAUACUAAAAAGUGAAUUAAAACGGAUUAUUCUGACUAUUUAACUGGACAGAUGUUUAUCAAUCUGUACAUGUUGUAUUACAAUUGAUGCCAUUACUCAGUACGUUUUCUACAUAGAUUACCUGGUUAGCAUCUCCUUCACACAGACCCAAAUUAAACUGUUUUACUUAUUCUCACACACAAAAAGGGAAAAAUACAUUUACUUAUCAUUAGACUUUUUUUCAGAUUUGCUCAUUCUGACCUCCUCUCAAGGUCGGCCACUUUUUUGCCAAGAUAUCACACAGAGCUGUAAGAUUAAGAUUUAAGCUUAAUCUUAAAAUCUGAGAGCUUAGCUAGAAAUGGGUCUUUAAAUGCGGAGAUUUAGGGCCUGUGGUGGCGGAGCACUAAAACUUAUGAGACAAAUAGGCAACAUGUAUGUGCACCAAGAUCUCAACUUAGAAAUACUACAUAUUCUCUAUUUAUACUUUUAGAAUAUGCAGCAUUUUCCAAUCCUACUGUCAAAAGAUUCAGCUCUUUUGGUAAUAAUGCGGUCCAUGUAGUACUCAAAGAGGAAUGCAAAUACUUUAAUGAUUCUUUUGCAAAUCCCUUUUGCUCCAGGUGUGUUCAGGACACUGCCUCCUGGUUUGUUUUUCCAGACACUGUUUUUUUUGUCAUAUGAACACUGAGACGAGGAACCUCCACUUGUCCACAUGCCUUAAGACAGAACAGGUGUGUGUGCGUGUGCGUGUGUGUGUGUGUGUGUGUAUGUGUGUGUUUCGCUCUGGUUCACCUGCAGUCUGCUGUUGACUUUGUGAGAGGACUUCCCUUAAAAAAACGUGGAGCUGCUGGUU